CCUUUUAAAUCGGGCACAGAAUAAAAGCAUUGCAGGGAGAGGAACACACUCACUGGACAGCGCAGCAGAGAGAGGACGGGUGCUCCAGCGCUCUCACCACAGCAGCUCUACGCUGAGAAACAGGGCAGGAUACACGACACCCCAUCUAAUCAGAGGCAUCAUGGCUGCUGGGUUGUCAUCAGGAAUUUUGCUGCUUUUGUUGCUUUGCUGUUGGCAUUUUUCCGCAGCCAAAGAAGGAAAAUCUACUAAGAAGGGGAAAAAAGGGAAGCAGGUCGUCUGCCCAUCACAGCUGUCACCAGAAGAUUUGGCCCAGGUUCCUGCUAACUCUACGUCUAACAUUUUGAAUCGUCUGAUGGUCAGUUAUGACCCAAGAAUUAGGCCUAAUUUUCAAGGCAUCCCAGUUGAAUCCAGGGUGAACAUCUUCAUUAACAGCUUUGGGUCCAUCCAGGAGACAACCAUGGACUACAGAGUUAAUAUAUUUCUGCGUCAGAGGUGGAAUGACCCCCGCCUACGACUUCCUACUGAUUUUAAAAGUGACGCACUAACAGUUGACCCCAAAAUGUUCCAGUGUUUGUGGAAGCCAGAUCUUUUCUUUGCCAAUGAAAAACAUGCAAACUUUCAUGAUGUCACACAAGACAACAUUCUUCUCUUCAUAUUCAGAAAUGGAGAUGUCCUAAUCAGCAUGAGGCUUUCUGUGACACUGUCUUGUCCUUUGGACCUUACUCUCUUCCCGAUGGACACACAACGUUGUAAGAUGCAACUGGAAAGCUUUGGCUACACCACCAGUGAUCUUGUGUUCAUGUGGCAGUCAGACCCUGUGCAAAUGGAUGAAAUUGCACUCCCACAGUUUGACAUCAAACAAGAGGACAUAAAAUAUGGAAACUGCACAAAGUAUUAUCAAGGAACAGGAUACUACACCUGUGUCGAGGUGAUUUUCACAUUGCGUCGCCAGGUUGGUUUCUACAUGAUGGGUGUCUACGCUCCAACGCUGUUAAUUGUUGUUUUGUCCUGGUUGUCAUUCUGGAUCAAUCCUGAUGCCUCAGCUGCAAGAGUCCCUCUGGGAAUUUUAUCGGUGCUCUCUCUGUCCAGUGAGAGUAUGUCGCUGGCUUCAGAACUACCGAAGGUGUCUUACGUAAAAGCCAUUGAUAUCUGGCUGAUCGCUUGUCUUCUCUUUGGGUUUUCCUCCCUGGUGGAGUAUGCUGUGGUUCAGGUGAUGCUAAACAGCCCCAAGCUGAUCGAAGAGGAGAAAGUCAAAAUGGCCCAAAAGAAAAAGGCGUUGGAUGAAAAUGAGGCAAAGAAGCCUUCAAAUAAAUCCAACAACACAGUGAACGGGACGGGUGGAACACCGUUACACGUCAACACUCUACAGGUGCCUGCAGCUUGGUCGCAGUGUUUCUCUGAGCCAGUUGUGGUUGAAAAUCGCUGUAAGAAAGUUUGCACCUCCAAGUCAGACCUUCGUUCCAGUGACUUCAGCAUUGUGGGAUCUCUACCUCGAGACUUUGAACUCUCUAACUUUGACUGUUAUGGUAAACCAGUGGAAGUUUCAGGAGCCCUUAAAUCCCAGAACAAAGUAAACAAGAAGCCUCCACCAGCAAAGCCCGUCAUCCCUGCUGCUGCCAAGCGCGUGGACCUCUAUGCAAGAGCCCUCUUCCCCUUCUCGUUCCUGUUCUUUAAUGUUGUUUACUGGUCCGUCUACCUGUGAUGGGAAAACGGCCAGACUACACUGAAAGGGGUUUGAAUGAAGACUACUGGAAAUGCAUUUGGCUGUCAAGCUAGAAUGAGCUAAUGCUAAAGUUACUGAUCAUCAGAGUGUAAACAGCUCCAGCAGAGUAAGACCUGCAGCUGUGUGGUUGGCUCUUUUAUUUCUUUGCUCAUGAAUUAGAGACUGCAUGUGUAUUAACAGGUAUUGUGCUUUAUGUAAUAUGAACCCUGCAAUAAUGAUACCACAACGCUAAAAUGUGUCAAGUGUAGAGGGACCUCUAAUGGCUGAAGCUGUUGACUACAAAUGAAAUAAAACCUCACACCACGUACUU
Nothobranchius furzeri (turquoise killifish) is the source of this 2033-nucleotide messenger RNA. RefSeq names its product glycine receptor subunit beta. Gene Ontology annotation, biological process: chloride transmembrane transport; nervous system process; regulation of membrane potential. Gene Ontology annotation, cellular component: plasma membrane; postsynaptic membrane; neuron projection. The record is from RefSeq and is a predicted model, not a curated record. Gene Ontology annotation, molecular function: transmitter-gated monoatomic ion channel activity involved in regulation of postsynaptic membrane potential; glycine binding; extracellularly glycine-gated chloride channel activity. Lineage: Eukaryota; Metazoa; Chordata; Actinopteri; Cyprinodontiformes; Nothobranchiidae.